Messenger RNA from Lachancea mirantina, 816 nucleotides. NCBI's taxonomy places the organism in Eukaryota, Fungi, Ascomycota, Saccharomycetes, Saccharomycetales, Saccharomycetaceae. The record is from the annotation of a GenBank genome assembly.
AUGGAGUUCUUCUAUGAAGAGCAAGCUACCAGCAAUGGACCAGAGUCGUCCAAAAAUCACGACGACAAGACCGACGAGGCUUUUCGCCUUUUGGAAAGCGAGAUAGAUGCUGGUUAUAACCGUACUACUACAGUGUUACGGAAAUUCAUGGAUGAUUCGAAAGACAUUGAGUUGAAAUUGCCAAUUGAUGAGGAACUAUCGAAUAAAACUCAGGAAGUGCUCGGGAAAUUGGAUACAAAGCUGCAGGGAGUCGAAAAUAUGGCUCAAAGUUAUUGGAAAAGAGUUUCAUCGGGUCCGUUUUGGUCGUCGUUGACCCAGCAAGCAGAUAAAUUGAACGAUAUUUCCGCUAAAGAUUCGGAAGGUGGGAAUGUCACACUGAAAUCAGCUACUUUAGCGGCAAAUCGAACUGAGGCUGAACUUAAAUCGCUGUCUGUUGAUGCAAGCAUUUACCUCGAAGGAAAUGUCAAAGUGCCAGAAUCUUGGAAUCCUGACGAGAAAACUAGCGAAAUAGCGGCGUUGCUAGAGAAAGAAGAUGAACUGAGGGCUCUUAUGAAUAGGAUUGUACCGGAGAAGAUAAGUUAUCGCGACUUCUGGGGUAUUUACAUGUUGAGGCGUAACCAAAUCCUAAAUACGGAAAGAAAGAGGAAAGAGAUUCUUAAUCAUAGCACUUCAGAAGUUCAAGAAGUUGAUUGGGACGAUGAGGACGAAACUGGUAAUGAUGACGAGACGCAGAACAAGCAGGCAAAGACAAAGAUGGAAGCUGCUGAGAAUGUUGCCGCCGAUGACGAUGCAGACGAAGAUGAUGACUGGGAAUAA